Molecule: messenger RNA, 2633 nt
Organism: Cadophora gregata
Lineage: Eukaryota; Fungi; Ascomycota; Leotiomycetes; Helotiales; Ploettnerulaceae
Exons: 6
Coding region: 742-2475 (577 amino acids)
Molecular function (GO): flavin adenine dinucleotide binding; NADP binding; N,N-dimethylaniline monooxygenase activity
Source: RefSeq, a predicted model, not a curated record
AUGACUUUGGAAGAAAAACAAAAGUAUUAUUAACACUACUAUCUAAAAGCAACCAAAAAAAAAAAACUACUCUAAUCUUAACUAACCCUAAUCCUAGCCCUAAUCCUAUUCUAACCCUAACUACUGCCACUACUUACAAGUUCGUAGGUCGCACCUAAUCCUAAUUGUUCACGAGUACUUAGGCACCUCCUUAAGCUAGCGAGAGAGCAACAAGAGUACCUCUCACUGCUGACUUUGAUAGGUUAGUUAUGCGGGGGGGUCGUCUCUGUAUCAUCCCUCUAGUCUUGGGUGGUACAUCCGGACUACUGUAGGUACCUACUACAUGUACUUACCCCACACUUCAUAAUAGACGGGGAGUGUAGAAGUAGUCAAGGGGAGGGUACUCGGGGAGGAGAGGGGCAGCCCGGCAACCCACUGCACAUGCAUCAAUCGUGCGACUAACAGAGAAACGGGAAUAGAGGGCGGCAGGCCAGAUGGCUCUUUUGGUUCAACCGUCCGGUCCCAGUUUGUGGCAGAAAGGAAUAAUGUGGAUGCGCCUACAUCUAUCUAACUCACUAGCAGCACCACUCCUCGGCGCGUCUUGAUUGACUACAAAGGGACUCCGCUCCCCUCAAGUUUCUGUUCUCUCUGGACCUCCAGUAUUUCACCUCUAGGGAUACAGCUGUCAAACCGGUAGACGAGAGACAGACGUAUAGACGGGCGGACGGACCAACGGACAGAGCGUAGCAAGACUGGGCAAGUAUGGGAUCUAUCAACAUGUUCUCCAUCAAGGACGAGCCAGUCGAGAAUAUGCGCCGAUUGAAAGUCAGAGUCAUCGGUGCUGGAUACUCGGGCAUCUACCUCGGGAUCCGCAUCCCUCAGCGAUUGAGAAAUAUCGAUUUGCAGAUCUAUGAGAAGAAUGAGGGUGUUGGGGGCACGUGGUGGGAGAAUAGAUAUCCAGGCUGUGCAUGUGACAUUCCCUCACAUAGCUACCAAUAUUCAUUUGACCCAAAUCCCAAUUGGUCAGCUUUCUAUGCACCAGCCAAGGAGAUCUGGACUUAUCUCAAUGGGAUUGCGGAGAAAUAUGGGGUGAAUAGAUAUGUGAAGCUCUCCCAUAGAGUAUCAAGUUGUAUCUGGGAUGACAAGGCAAAGAAGUGGAAUCUCGUAGUAGAGAAUGUCACUACAGGGGAGACGUUCAAUGACGAUGCAGAUAUUGUCAUCUCGGCUAGAGGACAGCUGAAUGAUAUUGCGUGGCCGAAGAUUCCUGGCUUCAACUCGUUUAAAGGCGAGGUCAUGCAUUCAGCAGCUUGGAAUCAAGAAUAUGAUUUCAAGAAUAAGAGAGUCGGUGUGAUUGGAGGCGGAUCAAGUUCGAUUCAGAUCGUGCCCAGUCUGCAGAAGGUUGAAGGCGUGAAGAUGACCUGCUUUGUGCGGAGUCGAACGUGGAUUUCAAACCCGUUCGGUGAUCAUGCGAUGAUGAAACUAGGACUUGACCCUCUGGACCUCAACUUCUCCGAAGAACGUAGAAAGGAGUUCGCCAGCGAUCCAGAAAAACUCCUCGCUUUCCGUAAGGUAAUCGAAACAGACGGCAACACCAUCCACGCCGUCUCCUUCCGUGGUUCCGAAAUGCAAAAUGGAGCCGUUGAAGCCUUCCGCGGCAUGAUGGCUGAACGUCUCGCCAAAAAACCCGAGAUCCUAGACGCCCUCAUCCCAUCCUUCUCAGUUGGCUGUCGAAGACUCACACCCGGCCCAGGAUACCUCGAAGCACUCGUUGAAGACAACGUCGAGUUCGUAUCUGACAAAAUCUCAUCCAUCACAUCAUCCACCGUCGUACUUGAAACGGGCCGCGAAGUCCCCCUCGACGUCCUCGUCUGCGCAACAGGCUUCAACACUUCUUCUCCUCCUCCUUUCUACGUAGAAGGCAAGCAUGGAGUCAGUCUCCAGAAGAAAUUCACGCCUUGGCCGGAGACGUACCUCACUAUGUCGACUGAUGGUUUUCCGAACUUCUUCAUGAUGCUCGGACCCAACUCGGCUAUUGGAACGGGUAGUUUGACCAUGAUGAUCGAGACGGAAGGCGAUUACAUUAUUAAAUGCGUGAGGAAGUUGCAGAGAGAGGAUUAUAUCUCUAUGAGUCCCAAACGGGAGCGCGUUGCUGAUUUCAGCGAGUACACGCAAGAAUAUUUCAAGGGUACGGUCUACAUGGAUGAGUGCAACUCUUGGUACCGAAGCGAAGGCGGGAAGGGGAACAGGAUCACGGGAUUGUGGCCGGGCAGUACGUUGCAUUGCUUGGAGACGCUGAGGAGUCCGAGGUGGGAGGACUUUGAGUUUGAGAGUCGGGAUGAGAAUAAGUUGCGGUGGCUGGGCAAUGGAUGGAGCGUUACGCAUAUGCCUGGUGGUGGGGAUCCGGCGUGGUAUCUUGAGCCGAGGUUUAUGAGUGUGCCAACGCCUGGGAAGCCGGAGGAGGAUGAGGAGUUUAAGAGGAGGCCGUUUAUGUACUGAGAGACUGCGGUUUUAGCUGAUGUCGUGGCGUUUUGAGGAGUUAGACUUCCUGUUCUCUUCUCUUGGGCGUGGAAAUAUAUUACUUUAGCCACGUGUAGCCUAAGGAGACAAGACUUCUUCAAUUGUAAAAUCUAACGGGUUGAAUCUGAUACAAAAAU